CGUUCGUUCCACUCUAUUUCUCUCUCUAUUCUACCAACCCAUCCAUCCAUCCAUCCAUCCCUUGUCUUGUUGUUUAUUCAUUCAUCUCACCAAACCAAACCCUCUUUCUUCCUUGAUUUCCGAUUCCCAAUUAUAAUUCUACCAACCUUCUUCUCUUCUUCAAAACCCCUCAACUAAUUUUCAGAUUCAGUACUUGCAUAAUGGCAUUUUCAGUUUGUAAGACAAUUCCGUUCACUUCUUCUUCAUCUUUCUAUUAUAAUUACAACAACAGCAGCAGCAGCAGAAGAGUAGUAUUAGUAGUAGGAAGGAGAAGAAGCAGUGUUUUCAAGUGUGCUAUUGAACGAAGCAGUAGCGGCAGCAGCAGCAAUACCGAUGGAAAGAAAGUAGUAUCAAAUUCUAAUUAUGUUGUACCUCUUGAUGAUUCCUUUUCAUUCUCAUCUAAUUCAUCUUCUUGCAUAACUCGUCCUUUAGCUGAAAUUCUUAGAGACCUCAAUAAAAGAAUUCCUGAUACUCUCGUCAAACCUCCUCUAGAUCCAUCUCUCGAUUCAUCCUCCUCCUCCUCCGCUUCUUCAUCCACCUUCAUCCCCUGGUAUCAUGCCAAUAGGAUGUUGAGCUUCUACGCCCCAGGUUGGUGUGGAGAGAUACGUGAUGUUAUUUUCUCUGAUAAUGGAACUGUAACCGUUGUAUACCGUCUUACUGUCCGCGGAUCUGAUGGAGAGGCCUAUCGUGAGUCAACCGGCACAAUAUCAACUACCGAUGGCUCCAUUAGUGAUCCAGUUUCAGCAGCAGAGGAAAAUGCUUUCUGUAAAGCAUGUGCUCGGUUUGGUCUUGGCUUGUAUUUGUAUCAUGAUGAUCAAACAACCAGUUUGUAAGCACCUAUAUUUUGUUUGGUUUGCUGUGUCUAGUUGAUAUAAAUACAAGUGGGGAAAACGUGGAGGUUAGACUCUGGACAAGUACUGUUGUGGAAAACUAGCAGUCAUAUCUUUGUUUUGUGCGAAUGCAAAUGCUUAUUUGAAAGUUAGGGUGGCCUAAGAUUUAAAUUGAUGUGGAAAUGAACACUUUCAUCAUGCUUUUCCAUAUGUUUUGAAUCCAUGCAGGUUUUGGAAUAGAGGGAUGAUAUCUGAAUAUGUAAGAUCUAGGAAUUGGUUUUGGAUAAACAAUAUAAUUAACUCUCUUUAUGUUUUAA
This is a messenger RNA of Trifolium pratense (red clover), 1186 nucleotides long. Its product is annotated as DNA repair RAD52-like protein 2, chloroplastic. Bases 201 to 872 code for a protein of 223 amino acids. Gene Ontology annotation, molecular function: DNA binding. NCBI's taxonomy places the organism in Eukaryota, Viridiplantae, Streptophyta, Magnoliopsida, Fabales, Fabaceae. The record is from RefSeq and is a predicted model, not a curated record. Gene Ontology annotation, biological process: double-strand break repair via homologous recombination. The transcript is spliced from 3 exons.